GGUAGUAUUGCCACGUGGCAAUACUAUCGAUAGUUUGUAGUAACUAUCGGUUUUGCUUUAACUAUCGAUAGUCUAUCGAUAUUGGACUAUCGAUAGGCAACUCUAAUUUGUCAUUGUUGAUUGUGCGCUGCGCGGGAAAUGGGAAUAUUCAAUAUUUGGGAAGCCUUGUUAUUGUUUAUUUUAAUAAUUAAUUAAUCUUAAUUUCUUUUAUUUAAUGUUGACGAAUAUUUUAUAAUGAACCAUAGUUUUCCCUGUAUGAAAUUAGUUGCAGACACAGUUUUUGAAUUCCUGGAAAAGAGUAUUCAAAAUUCAACCACUAAUAACUUUUCAGACGAAGAUUUAUUGACACUACAUUCAGUAUAUGGAUCCGUUUUUCAACGCGCUUUAGACGUUUUGGAAAAACACCCAUCAGUUGAAACUUACUCCACUGCCAAGAAGGGUAGAGUAUUGAUAGAAAUUAAAGGUAAAACCGUGGACAGGGAGGUGACACAUGAACAAUACCUGAUGUUGAUACAGUCUAUGUUUGAUAUUGAAUGACAAUAUGACUGAGGGUACUUCUCAGUAUUAUUUCACUGCUUCCAUGGAUUCUGGGAAAUCUUUGUACAGCUUAUUAAAAGCCAUUCAAUUCCAAGAGUGUGCAGUGUUUUGUGCAAUGUCCGAGGGGCUCAAACUGACAGUGGAGGAGGGUAAAUGUGUGCAGGCCUCCGCUUAUGUUCCUGCUGACAACUUCUCUGAGUACCACGUCAGAGAUGACGUUGAUGUCAUGUUUAAAAUAAGCAUAGCUGUACUCACUGAGUGCCUCAACAUAUUUGGUGCUAGUGAAGAGUCUAGUUUAAAAAUGUAUUAUAGGAGUGAGGGAUCCCCAUUAUUACUUGUUUUGCAGCCUCAAUCAGUGACCAACGUGAUGACAGACUGUGAGAUCUCCACACAAACAGCAGACUCUGUUCUGGAGCUCCGAGACGAGGACGCAACCGAGGUCGCCAAGCUAGUGCUGAAGGCCAACGCCUUCCUCGGCCUGCUGGCGGACCUGGAGCGCUCCUGUGACGUCAUCGAGCUGAACCUCUCGCCGGACCAUCCCAACGUUAGCAUCGUUACCUAUGGAAUGCAGGACAGGUCCUGUAUCGAAGUGCCGAAGUCGUCGGACAUGAUGCAGAGCUUCAGUUGCUCGACGGCGGUCACGCUCAAGUACCAGUUGCCGCACAUCAGACUUAUCAUGAAAGCUCUGGCCAUAUCCUCGAAGAUGGUGCUAAGGUGCAGCUCAAACGGACUAUUGCUUCUGCAAUUGAAGUUAGAAAAGGAUGAUCAACGGCAAAUGUUUUCAGAAUUCCAUAUUGUGCCUUUACUAGACGAUUAAUUAAACUAUAAUAAAAUAAAACUCGUACUAUGUGAUUUAAAUAUAACAACCAUCGCCGUAUUUGAAAUACAAAAAUUGUUCCUCUUA
Molecule: messenger RNA, 1441 nt
Organism: Maniola jurtina (meadow brown)
Lineage: Eukaryota; Metazoa; Arthropoda; Insecta; Lepidoptera; Nymphalidae
Gene: Rad1
Product: cell cycle checkpoint protein RAD1
Exons: 8
Coding region: 542-1354 (270 amino acids)
Biological process (GO): DNA repair; DNA damage checkpoint signaling
Cellular component (GO): checkpoint clamp complex; nucleus
Molecular function (GO): 3'-5' exonuclease activity
Source: RefSeq, a predicted model, not a curated record